This is a messenger RNA of Encephalitozoon intestinalis ATCC 50506, 819 nucleotides long. RefSeq lists its product as uncharacterized. Lineage: Eukaryota; Fungi; Microsporidia; Unikaryonidae. The record is from RefSeq and is a predicted model, not a curated record. The transcript has a single exon. The coding region runs from base 1 to 819 and encodes 272 amino acids.
AUGAUAUCGGCUGUGAAGAGAAUGAUUCUAAAUAUAAACGACUCAAGAAAGAACUUUCGAGACCAUCAUAAGCAUUUGAAGUAUAAUGUUUACAUAACCACCCAAGACAACAAGAAAAUCGGAGCCUAUCUGCUGGAGCCGGAGUGCCAUAAAGAUCCAAAAAAGUUCAUUGUUGCUCUUCAUGGAAAGGGAUGCUCCCGAGAGGACUAUGUAUCAAAUUCCAAGAUCCAUACUCUAGUGAACUUGGGAUAUUGUGUUCUUGUCCCAGACUAUCGUGGGUUUGCAGACUCUGAGGGAGAGUUUAAGAUUGAUAUGGUUAAUUUGGAUAUUAUGGCAUGCUUUGAGUAUCUCACAUCAAGAUUUGAUGCCCAAGAGAUUCAUAUGAUUGGACACUCAUUGGGGACUGGAAUAAUGGCUGAGUAUUACAGAUACAUAACGAAAAACAAUAUAGAGGCAAAGUAUCAUCCUCGAAAGAUGUUUAUGAUCUCUGCUUUUACAUCUAUUAUUGAUGUAGGUAUGGAGAAUGUUAUUUUCAGGACAAUCAAUUUUCUGGUUCCUUGGAUAAAGGAAAGAGUUUUGAAAGAGAUUGGAUAUGACACGGUGAAAAACAUAGAGAGUGCGAAGGGAAGGGAUCUAUUUCUGUACCACGGGAUGAAAGAUGAUGUUGUUCCCUAUCACCACUCUGUUACAUUGUCGAAGAAGUAUGGAGCUAAGAUCAAGCUUAGCGACCACGGACAUGGUAACAUCCUUAAGGACGAGGAGUUAUGGAAUGACAUUCACUUGAAUAUAUCUGAAGACCUCUGUGAAAAUAAAAUGUAA